CAUUGCCCCUGGUGGAUUUCUGAGCUGGGAGCCAUGGCAGUCAGACUUGUAGGUCUUAGUCUUCUUGCAGUGAUAUUGUUGGGUAGUCUAGCAACUGCACAGUAUUUUAAACCCGUGGACCCUCAGCAUCCUCAGCAACCUAAGGUUCCCCAGAACGUCCAGCCACCCGCAUACCCCCGACCACCCCAACAGCAAUCUAACCCCACCUACCCCCAGGUCCAAGGACACCUGCCGUCUUCACAGAAGCCUAAUCAGCCUCCUCAGGUGAGCUCUCCUUAUAUUCCGAAACCUCAAGUACCGCAGGGCCCACAAAAACCUGUACCACAAGACCCGCACAAGCCUCAGAAUCCCCAGUACCCCCAGAACCCCCAGCACCCCCAGAACCCCCAGAACCCCCAGUACCCCCAGAACCCCCAGAACCCCCAGUACCCCCAGAACCCCCAGAACCCCCAGUACCCCCGGUACCCCCAGUACACCCAGCCCCCUCAGAAACCCCAGCACCCCCAGACACCCCAGAACCCCCAGAACACAAAGAAUCCUCCAGGCCCGGAAUUUUCAACAUGUGAGGUGGACGCUCAUUUAAAAAUCCAGUGUGGGCUUCCUGGCAUAACUGCAUCGGAAUGCCAGGCCAUCAACUGCUGCUUUGAUGGACAGAUGUGCUAUUACGGCAUAGCUGUGACUCUGCAGUGCACAAAAGAUGCCCAGGUCAUUUUGGUAGUUGCUCGACAUGCCACAUUGCCCACCAUCGACUUAGAUUCCAUUCAUUUUUUGGGAACUGGUCAGCACUGCCAAGCUGUUGGGACAACCUCCGCAUUUGUCAUCUAUCAGUUCCCUGCUACAAGCUGUGGGACUACUGUGACAGAGGACGAAAACGGGAUAACUUACGAGAACCGAAUGUCAUCUUCUUAUGAAGUUGCUGUUGGGCCAUAUGGAGCCAUUACUAGGGACAGCCAAUUUGACCUGAUGUUCCAGUGCAGAUACAUUGGAACCACAGUGGAAGCUCUGGUACUGGAGGUGGCCACCCUCCCUGCUCCUUCCCCUGUGGCUGGUCCUGGUCCUCUGAAUGUGGAGCUCAGGCUGGGCAAUGGAAAAUGUGUAGUAAAGGGCUGUGUGGAGGAGGAUGUGGCCUACACCUCUUACUACACGGACAGUGAGUACCCAGUCACAAAGGUGCUCCGGGACCCCGUGUAUGUGGAGGUGAGACUACUGGAGAGAACAGACCCAAACCUGGUGUUGACCCUUGGCCGCUGCUGGGCCACUUCCAGCCCUAACCCCCAGAGUCUCCCCCAGUGGGACUUGCUGGUUAAUGGCUGUCCUUACCAGGAUGACCGUUACCAAACCACCCUGGUCAACGUGGGGCCGUCCUCAGGGCUCAGUUUUCCCAGUCACUAUAGGAGAUUCAUUUUCAAGAUGUUUGCAUUUGUUGCACAUGAGUAUACUGAUCCAGCUAAGAAGAUCCAACAUGAUGAGGUUUGGGUGCCUUUAAAAGAGAAGGUGUACAUCCACUGCAACACAUCAGUGUGCACACCAAGUCUUCAAAACAACUGUGAACCUCGGUGCUUCAGAAAGAGGAGAGACAUUGCUGCAUCAGUGAAGAGUGCCUCCAGAGCUGAAAACACUACUACCACAGUGACUAGUCAAGGCAUCAUCAUUAUGGAUCAAAGACAAGAGCCGUAAUUUUGUUAUCAUAAAAUAUAUCGAGGCUGGGGUAUUCAAGACAAUUUAACUGGCUGUUUCCAGGCAUAUUGUUGAAACCCUAAAAAUAUAACCACAGAAACAUAUAUUAUAAAUAAAUUAUAACGCGAUUGUGUCAGAAU
Molecule: messenger RNA, 1817 nt
Organism: Periophthalmus magnuspinnatus
Lineage: Eukaryota; Metazoa; Chordata; Actinopteri; Gobiiformes; Gobiidae
Product: zona pellucida sperm-binding protein 4-like
Exons: 8
Coding region: 34-1677 (547 amino acids)
Biological process (GO): prevention of polyspermy; binding of sperm to zona pellucida
Cellular component (GO): egg coat
Molecular function (GO): acrosin binding; structural constituent of egg coat
Source: RefSeq, a predicted model, not a curated record